AUGCAUAAGCAUGACAAAGCAGUCGUGAGGAAGGCUUCACAGUUACCACUGGCUCUGAGAUCACUUCCGCCGGAAGUUGGUUUGUGUACCUCCACUAUCCCCGGGCAGGAAUGUGGUAUUUGCGCCAAGCGAAAGAUUCCUGUUGGUGCGUGGAUUGGCCCUUACGAAGGAAAAUUUUUGAAGCCGAAAGAGCUGUCUUCAACAACCGACACAUCAUAUAUGUGGGAGGUAUGUUCACGAAAGAGUGGUUAUUUCAGUAUUUUGCAAAAAAAAAGUUUAUUUUGAGAUGCGACUGUUCAGUUACAAAUUAAAGAGGUCGAUAAAAUGUGACAAGCGCAAAGGGUGGACUAUUUAACGAGCAGUAGGAGAGUUCGUCAUCUAUCACAACAAAGCCGUAGAAUUUUAAUAGCAUAUUGUAUAAAUUUAUUUUUGUUUGGUGUACACUACCCUCUCUACCAGCAGAGCCUCUCUUUCGUAAUCGAGAAAGACUCCGCUUAAAUCUUUUUUGAGCUUGCGCUGAAUCUUGCUACUGUACAGUUUCCAACCCAGGCCUAAUAGCCGUGCGCUUGGUACAGCGGGCUUAGUUAUGAACAUAGGGUUACCAAAAAACGUAUGCUGGCUCUCGGAAAAGCCAAUUUAACGAGAAAACAAGGUUGACAAGUCCAGAAGUUCGGACUGCGGCGUCUUCAAAGACUUCACUAGAUUCAGACAGAGCUUCCUUUUCUCCAGAACCAUCAAAAAAAUUAACUGUGUCCAUCCAUUCCAUUUUCAGAUUUUUCAAAAUGGUGAACUGACAGGUUAUAUUGAUGGUAGUGAUGUUAAACUCACAAGCUGGAUGCGAUUCAUUCGUUCUGCUCGACACAAGAGGGAACAAAAUCUAUUUGCGUUUCAGUACUUGGGCAGAAUAUUCUAUCGUGCAUUCAAAGAUAUUCUACCUGGAGAAGAAAUGCUAGUAUGGUACGAUGAAAAAUACCCACAAUACCUUGGAAUUCCAUGGACAAUAUUUGACCUAGCAGCUGCAGUUCCUCCUGGUAGGUGGUCCCAAGGUUACCAUUCUUCGUUCUUUUUUGUGUUAUCUAAUCUGAAGAGAGAUAGCAUUCAGUUUACAUUUUUUUCAAAAUGUGAGUUUUAUCCCCGCUGCAUGAAUAGUAGCCUCAGGCAGCCUCCGUUACCCUUUCUGGGACAGUUUAAGAGGACGAUAAAUCAGAUACCCUGCUGGGUACGAGAGGUUUCCUUUCUCGCGUGCGGCAGGAUGCUUCUGAAGCGGCGGCAGCACGAAGUUACGAGCGGCGAAGCACUGGAAACCGCACAUGACAAGUCUCUUGCACCGAGAAUAUAAAUCCCACGAUAUUCCCCAAAUCGUCCCUUAAAAAAGGCCUGUUACUAGGGUUACGUGUUUGCAGCGUGGUGUUCAUUUGAAUUUCUGAAACGCAAACGCAACGAAGGCGCUCGAAUCAGACCCCGCCCCUCCCACAUAAUUAUAUAUGUCGGUACCUAGCCGGCGUAGCAAGCGUUUCCGCGCGAGUUGGUCGAGGAAGCUGGAACGAUAGCGGAAUAAGUCGUGCGGAAACACUUACUACGCAGGCCUGUCGGCGCCAAGCGAAAGCAAGGAGUCGUAUAUUGAUUCUGGGACAGAUAAUAAGUAGGAGGGAAAAUUUUUGUGCCUAUCACUGGGAGAUUUCUAAAAAACCAAACGCAAAAUCACUUUUCAUAUCAUACAUCAAAUCAUUAAAAGGAAAAAAACCUAUGCUUCAUAUCUCUCAGUUUAAUCUAAGUUAGUAAUUUUACGAAAAAAGAGUGUCAAACCGACUAUAGAGCCAGUACACUCUACAAAAGAAACGGAAACAGCUCAUGUUACAAAAAGUAUCUCUUUGACAACUACUAAUUUAGAAUUUGCUUAAAUUACCUCUUUAGGUACCAGUUCUCGAACCGAUGAAGUCAUAACGGUGUCGCCCGUCGGCAAAAAUGAUCGACCGCUGAACAUAAGCACCCAAGAAUCGAUUUUCCCUCGUCCUCCUCCGUCACUGCUUUCGAAGCCAAGCAGUCCAUGGAAACGAGUGUCAACGUCGAUACAAGUGAAACGCUCUUCUUUACAUCCAUCACAGGACGAAAGACUGUGUUAUAGCAAGUCUGUUGCGAACCUUGGGGAAAAUCCAGUAAAGCAUAUUCAGAAAAAUGGGAAUCCUCCAACAAUUACCAGGAAGUGUAAAUAUUCCUUAUGUAAAAAGAGAACAAGCGCAACAACCAGUUGUUCUCGUGGUAAGAAUGCAAAAUCACCGCAUAGAGCCUACGGUGCCCAGGUCCCACAGAGGCAGUAUCGCAGCACUACCCCCGUAGUCUCGUUUAGAGCAACCAAUCAACAACGUACAUAUGCUUUCAUUCAGGGGAAUGACAGCGGUUACUGCCCAAGGUCUUUCAAUGAUACGGUAACUAUGGAUAACCACAUUUGUUCUCAGAACUCAAGAGGACAAAUAUUUGCCCAUGAAAUGUCUAAACUAAAAAAAUAAGGUCUUUGACCUAUUAAACUUACUACAGAGAUUGAAAUUACGUUUUUUUAGAAUUAGAAAAUCAGCUGUAUCAACUGUAUGUAAAUAGGAGCUAAAGGCAAAAAUAUAAAAAGUUACAUAAGCAACUAAAAUAAGUUUAAGCAAGCUAAGUAGCUACACAAAUCUGUUUUUGUUUUGAAAAAACUCAAGGCACAGUAAUUCACCACGUAAUUUGCGUUAAUUUCUAUUCAAAACACGUAAAGCUAUAGUUUUCUUUAAAAAAGUUAGUACUUAGCGCCUGGCACGUUCCCUGCUAGCAGAGGUCUCUCACGACGAGGCAAAAAUGAGAGAAAGGAGAGAGAGAGACCUCUGCUAGCAGGGAACUGGCACGGAGCAUGCGCGUUUCAUAAGAUAAUGGCAAGAGAUUGAGUCAGGCUUGUCACCAGGGUCUUCUUGUUUUUCAAUAUGGUGGCGAGAAGCCCCUGGCCUGGAGACGAGGGUGGAGAUCGAGUCCCUUGAAGAGCGGAUUAGUUUCACCAUUUGUAGGGACAAAAAACUUGUGAUGUAAAUUUUAUGACGGAUUUUGAAUCUUGUGAAUAUAUGUAUCAUUGCUACCUUUUAUUUGUUACUUCGUGUUUUUCAAUAGUUGAUUUUACGAAUGUCUACUACGCCUUUACUGUUCCUUGGACUAUGUUAGUCAACUAAAGAAAUUAUUCAACAGAAAAUACUGAAAAUAUUCUACAAAAUACGUCUACGAACACACCACCUGAGUACGACCAUAUCAGUAAAUUUUGGUCAAACCACGUCAAGUGUACCUUUAUUGAUUCUAUUAUUUAACAAAUUGUAUGAAUCCGUUAGUCAGUCGCCAGGGGGGUACUCAACAAAAUUUUAGACGGGGAGGCUCCGCCCCGAGGUCCAACCUCUUACCCUUUUAUAGACCAUUUUUUGCAGAAAAGGCACCCCUUUCAUAUACCUUUCACUGACAAAUGGUACCCCUUUCACAUACCUAGUUUAGAAAUUUGCAUCCUUUUUCACUGCUUUAAAUGCACUGCCUUUUAAAUAUGAAUAAAUACAAAACCAGAACGUUUUCUCGGCUUUUUAAAGCCAUAAAAUUCCUCUGUUAGCAACUGAUUUUAGGCACUUUUACAGAACGAAAUGACAGAUUUCUGUACCCUUUCAUAUACUUCAACCAGUGAAAUUCGUACCCUUUCAUAAACCUUAAGCCUUAAAAAAGUUCCCAUUUCGGCUGGGGCCUCCUCGUAUAGGCCAUUAUAGGGAGUACUCCCCAAGGGGGGGUCAGUCGUCGCCACUGCAUGCAUAGUGAGCAGUGGAAAAAGAGAGCGAAGCCAUCUUCAUGAACGCUAUAUACAUGACUCAAGACAAUAAUGCUGAUGAAAUAAGAUAUAAAUAAAAAUAUAAACCGAAUGACUCAAAAUCGCAAAGGCAGCAAGGAUUUUUGACAAAAAUGUCUCAAGCAAUUGACCUUUCUAUAUGGCCCGAGAAAUUUUGCCCCAGUGUCCCUUAUGCAUGAUUACGUCAUGAAAGAAAAAUUCUUGGCAUUUGCACUUGCUGUGCUUGGUUAUUCUAUUCAACUCUACUGCCUGGGGAAUUUUUUUAUGCAAAACUUCGCCACUUUACAAUGGGCCAUUUCCGAGUUCCCCGCGGCCUCUGUUUCAAAACGGGAGUAGGUACUCGGCGUUUGAUAUGGAAAUCAUUUUUCAUUCUCAUUCAUUCUCCUAUUACAUUUGAACUGAACAGAGCUGAGUGACAGUUUACAAAGAAUACUGUCAGAGCGGAGGUCAGAAAAUACCUGCGGGAAAAAAAUCCAGUAAGGAAAAAACUCAACAGGAAAUCUGGGUAGGAUCCAUGGCUCAUGCUCUGAAAAGUUCAUCCUACGAAGACUACACGGCUGGAAGCUCUCUGCCCACAUUUGUUAAGCAUGUAUUCCAACAAGCACGGUAAAUUGGAAAUAAUUAUUCGAAACGAAAACAAGCUCAAACCCUUGCGAAACUCGAACUGUCACUAAUAAAUCAAAUAUAUACUAACAGUAAAUAAAUCAAAAAUAACGUGAGCUAGACGAGGUAUUGGCCUAGAAUGCUUUCCCACGUGAUAAGCAUCCCUUUUAUAGCACUCCAUUCUACCCAUACUACACUUCAACUGAAACCGUCCCAGUAGUACAGUGUAUGGGGGUACGAGCGCAUUUUCCAUGUUUUGGAUUUGACCUUGGGAUCCGACCACCUGGCCACGAGAGUAAACUCAUUUUUAUUGUAUAAUUUUGGAGAAAUUGUAGAUGCAGAGACUAGGAAUGUGUUCAAAUAACUUGAACUAUACUUGCAAAAUACGACAUCACGUCUUUACCACAUUCGACGCACGUAUAAGAAAUGUAAAAUGUAAAAAUAAAAAUGUUCUAGAAGUUUUAAAACGUUUUUAAAAAGUUUUUUUAAACUUCUAGAA
Porites lobata is the source of this 4940-nucleotide messenger RNA. Lineage: Eukaryota; Metazoa; Cnidaria; Anthozoa; Scleractinia; Poritidae. The record is from the annotation of a GenBank genome assembly.